AUAACGAGGAACUUGCUCCGGAAAGUGAUGUAAAUUAUGUUGAGAAAGCAAAGCUAAGCUGUGACUUUGAAAUCGUUGACUAAUAAAUUGGAUAAGCUGGUAUAUACCGUUAGAUGCUGGGGUUGGUUUCAGAGAUUUCUAUGAGUCAUAUGCACACUGCUAAAACUAUAUAGCAGCCCUUUCUCCUCAUUAUUCUUCACCCCCAACAGAACACCAACUCCAUCAAUUUCUCUCUCUGCUCUCUCUGCUCUCCUCCCCUUUGAAUUCAAGAAGGAAAUUGUUGGACGAAGACCUGUAAAAUAUAAAAAGUGACAAGAUCCUGCCGCCAUGGCUAAAAACCAAUUGGGAGUGCUUAAUGCACUCGAUGUGGCCAAGACACAAUGGUACCAUUUCACCGCAAUUGUGAUUGCUGGAAUGGGGUUUUUCACAGAUGCAUACGACUUGUUUUGCGUCUCCCUUGUCACGAAGUUACUCGGCCGCAUAUACUACACAGUACCAGCUAUUCCUAAUGUGACAGGUAAGCCUGGUUCAUUGCCUCCUAAUGUGGCUGAUGCUGUUAACGGUGUCGCUCUUUGUGGCACUCUUGCUGGUCAGCUUUUCUUCGGUUGGCUUGGUGACAAAUUGGGAAGAAAGAAAGUGUAUGGUAUAACCCUUAUUCUCAUGGUAGUCUGUUCCAUUGGCUCUGGGCUCUCCUUUGGAAAGAAACGAGAAGGUGUCAUAGCCACUUUGUGUUUCUUCCGGUUUUGGCUUGGAUUUGGCAUUGGUGGUGAUUAUCCUCUUUCCGCUACAAUUAUGUCAGAAUAUGCGAACAAAAAGACUCGUGGGGCGUUUAUUGCUGCAGUGUUUGCCAUGCAGGGAUUUGGAAUUUUGGGCGGUGGGAUUGUUGCUUUAAUAGUUUCAAGCGCGUUCAGAAACAAAUACGACUCACCAUCAUUCAACGAAAAUCCGGGCCUCUCCUUGCCUGAACAAUCUGAUUAUGUAUGGCGCAUAAUUGUCAUGUUUGGGGCUGUCCCAGCAGCUCUCACAUACUACUGGCGUAUGAAAAUGCCCGAGACAGCUCGUUACACUGCUCUUGUUGCCAAGAACGCAAAACAGGCUGCUGCAGACAUGUCUAUGGUGCUACAAGUUACUCUUGAUGCUGAAGAGGAGAAGGUGGAGAGGAUGGCUCAGGAGCCAUCAAAUUCCUUUGGUUUAUUCUCCAAGGAAUUCGCCAAACGCCACGGGCGUCACUUGCUUGGAACAACUGCUACUUGGUUCUUGCUGGACAUUGCAUUCUACAGCCAAAAUCUUUUCCAAAAGGAUAUCUUCUCCGCUAUUGGAUGGAUUCCACCAGCAGGGUCAAUGAGCGCACUUGACGAGGUUUUCAAGAUUGCAAAGGCACAAACACUUAUAGCAUUGUGCAGUACCGUGCCUGGAUAUUGGUUCACAGUGGCAUUUAUUGAUCAUCUUGGACGGUUCACAAUCCAAUUGAUGGGUUUCUUUUUCAUGACUGUGUUUAUGUUUGCGAUAGGUAUCCCUUACCAUCAUUGGACUCUAAAACCCAACCAUCUCGGCUUCGUGGUAAUGUACUCCUUCACAUUUUUCUUCGCCAACUUCGGACCAAACGCUACGACGUUUAUUGUGCCAGCAGAAAUUUUCCCUGCAAGACUAAGGUCUACAUGUCAUGGAAUAUCAGCCGCAUGUGGUAAGGCAGGGGCUAUAGUUGGCGCCUUUGGAUUCUUGUAUGCUGCACAAAGCCAAGACCCUGCCAAAGUAGACGCUGGGUACCCUACUGGUAUCGGGGUGAAGAAUUCGCUUAUUGCGCUUGGCUGUAUUAACUUCUUGGGAAUGUUGUUUACCUUUUUGGUGCCAGAACCUAAGGGAAAAUCAUUGGAGGAGAUUACUGGUGAGGACGACGGUGAAGGGGGUGAGACAGAGACUGGCACUAGUAGAACUAGGACUGCUCCAGUUUGAUUUGGUUUUGAUUACUGAAAGAAUUCAUCUCAGAUUUACAUGAAGGGUAGCUUUGAUUUGUGGUUUUCAAAUUUAUAAGCUUAUAUGAUCUAUAUGCAAUAAUGCUGUAGAUAUUUGCUUUGUACUGCUUUAAUUCAAAAGCGUUAUCCGUACCGGUGUGUUUGUAUUUGUUUUUCCUUUGAAAUAUAUGUACUGUGUAGUGAUUUCUCGGCCUAUGCCUCAA
Messenger RNA from Quercus robur (English oak), 2176 nucleotides. RefSeq names its product probable inorganic phosphate transporter 1-3. The coding region runs from base 328 to 1953 and encodes 541 amino acids. Lineage: Eukaryota; Viridiplantae; Streptophyta; Magnoliopsida; Fagales; Fagaceae. Gene Ontology annotation, cellular component: membrane. Gene Ontology annotation, biological process: transmembrane transport; phosphate ion transport. The transcript has 2 exons. The record is from RefSeq and is a predicted model, not a curated record. Gene Ontology annotation, molecular function: phosphate transmembrane transporter activity.